CCAACAAAAAGCAGUUGUCAGAGUUAUUUUCAGCAGUCUGUCUCUGUGACUCACCUUGGAAACCUGCACUAACCCUAACACAAACUGGUAUUUCAUGAGGGGGUAAGAAGAGAAUCAUAACAAUACUAUUGGUGGGGAUCUAAGACAACCCUGUCACAUUCUUCAGGAUAGAAAAAAAUCUAAUGAUGGCAGACCAUGGUGACCCAUGUAACAAGUUAGAGGCUUUCUACUGUAUGAAUGGAGGAACAUGUUUUAAAAUUCAUUUUAUGGACACUCUUACUUGUGUCUGCAGUGAGAACUACAAAGGCAGUCGGUGUGAGCUGUACCAGCUGUUGAUCACUGCACAUGAUGCAGGGGAGACAGGACUGAUCGCUGCUGUGGUCAUCAUGGUCCUUCUUAUUCUAGUCGUGUUCACAGUAGUUGUCUACUACACUUGCAAGGUAUGGAAGGCCAAACCAAAGAUCCAGCAGAAAAACAGUGAACAACAGUAUUGGAGAGUGGAGCCCAGAGUCUGAGGCAUGUUGCAUAUUAUUUGGAUAACAAAAGAUUUCAAAUAAAAUAUUUCAUGGACGGUGGCGUGAUAUGGUGUGGGGUCUGGAUGCUAUUAGAGAUGCGGCUAUGAAGGACCAGGAGGACAGAGGAGACUUCCAGCCACAAACAUUUUGCAGCAAGCAUCAAACCUCAAGCUGCAGCCUGUUUGAGUGGCCAUCAACAGCUGAAGCUGCUGUAGACACACAGCCACACACCUUUUCUCCAGUCUGUGUGACUGGGUGUAGGACUGAUUACAACCAUUUCAUGCCAAUGGCUAUUUUCCUCUGACACAGAAUGGAUGCUUAAAAAUGGAAGACUG
Molecule: messenger RNA, 850 nt
Organism: Coregonus clupeaformis (lake whitefish)
Lineage: Eukaryota; Metazoa; Chordata; Actinopteri; Salmoniformes; Salmonidae
Product: pro-neuregulin-4, membrane-bound isoform-like
Exons: 5
Coding region: 183-515 (110 amino acids)
Biological process (GO): positive regulation of cell population proliferation; positive regulation of mitotic nuclear division; epidermal growth factor receptor signaling pathway
Source: RefSeq, a predicted model, not a curated record